Penicillium odoratum is the source of this 2847-nucleotide messenger RNA. RefSeq names its product M1 family metallopeptidase. Gene Ontology annotation, cellular component: cytoplasm. The transcript is spliced from 12 exons. NCBI's taxonomy places the organism in Eukaryota, Fungi, Ascomycota, Eurotiomycetes, Eurotiales, Aspergillaceae. The coding region runs from base 1 to 2847 and encodes 948 amino acids. The record is from RefSeq and is a predicted model, not a curated record. Gene Ontology annotation, molecular function: zinc ion binding; metalloaminopeptidase activity; peptide binding. Gene Ontology annotation, biological process: peptide catabolic process; proteolysis.
AUGUGGGGGAGAAGAUCCAUAGCGGCGACAAGACGCGCUGGAGUCGCCAUUGCAGAGCGGCGAGCGCCUUUCUGCCCCUCCCCCUCCUUCCUCUCUUUUUCUUCUCGCUCCUCUCGUCGUCUAAACCCUCGACUAUUCUCAAUCCCUGCGCCCAGACUGAAUCUUGUCUUUUCUCGUUAUUGCUCCGCCGAGGCUCGCAUGAUGGCCUCCACCGACAGAGAUACCUUGCCUGACUUGGCCAAACCGACCAACUACCAUGUCUCGCUAUUCGACUUGCAGCUUGAGGGUGCGUGGGGGUACAAAGGUCUACUGAAGAUCGAUACCAAAAUUACUCGUACUACGAAGGAAAUUGUGUUGAAUGCCAAGGAUAUUGAGGUCCAGGCUGCCGAAGUACUGGGGAAAGAUGGCGCGCAGCUGGCAAAGACCUCUGACAUCACCUACGAUAAGGUAUCUGAACGGGUGUUUCUGAAGUUAUCGCAAGAAAUUGCACCCUCUGAUGUCGUCCUGUCCAUCAACUUCACCGGCACUAUGAACAACGCUAUGUCGGGCUUUUACCGAUCCAAGUACAAGCCCGUGGGGGAACCGGCUGCAGAUACCCCCAAGGAAGGUGAUUUUUACUACAUGUUGAGCACUCAGUUCGAGUCUUGCGACGCCCGGAGGGCUUUCCCUUGCUUUGAUGAGCCGAACCUCAAGGCUACCUUUGAUUUUGAGAUAGAAAUUCCCAAAGGCCAGACCGCGCUCAGCAAUAUGCCUAUUAAAUCUGAAAAGGAAGGAAGCCACUCUGGAUUGAAGUUCGUCGCGUUUGAGAAAACACCAGUGAUGAGCACUUACCUACUUGCAUGGGCAGUAGGUGAUUUUGAAUAUGUUGAGGCCAUGACAGAACGCAAAUACCAGGGCAAGAGCAUUCCUGUCCGCGUCUACACCACCCGGGGUCUCAAAGAACAGGCUCGAUUUGCGCUGGAAUGUGCCAAUCAGACAGUUGAUUACUUCUCUGAGAUCUUUGAAAUUGAGUACCCGCUUCCCAAGGCUGAUCUCUUGGCUGUGCAUGAGUUUGCUAUGGGAGCUAUGGAGAACUGGGGCUUGGUCACAUAUCGGACCACCGCAGUUCUUUUUGAUGAAGGAAAAUCAGACAACCGGUACAAGAACCGGAUUGCCUAUGUCGUCGCGCACGAACUGGCUCACCAAUGGUUCGGUAACCUUGUUACCAUGGACUGGUGGAAUGAGCUUUGGUUGAAUGAAGGGUUUGCAACCUGGGUUGGUUGGCUUGCCGUGGAUCACUUCCAUCCGGAUUGGAAUGUCUGGUCUCAGUUUGUUGCUGAGGGUGUGCAACAAGCAUUUCAUUUGGAUUCGCUACGAGCCUCCCAUCCUAUCGAGGUGCCUGUCCGAAACGCUCUCGAGGUGGACCAAAUCUUUGACCACAUCAGCUAUCUCAAAGGAAGCUCGGUCAUUCGCAUGCUGAGCAUUCACCUUGGUCGUGAGACAUUCCUCCGGGGUGUCGCUGAUUACCUUAAGUCCCACGCAUACGGAAACGCAACUACCAAUGACCUGUGGUCUGCCUUGAGCAAGGCCUCCGGUCAAGAUGUGCACGGCUUCAUGGACCCUUGGAUUCGCAAGAUUGGCUUCCCAGUCGUUACUGUGGCCGAGGAACCCGGUCAAAUUAGCGUUCGCCAAACUCGAUUCUUGUCCACCGGAGAUGCGAAGCCUGAAGAGGAUGAGACCACUUGGUGGAUUCCUCUAGGAAUCAAGUCCGGUGAAAACAUGGCCACAUUGGAUACUCGUGCUCUUGCCCAGAAAUCCGACAAUGUGCCAGGCAUCGGAGAGGAUGGUUUCUACAAGAUUAAUAAGGAUUUGGCUGGUUUCUACCGGACAAAUUACCCCCCUGCUCGUCUAGAGAAGCUUGGCCAGUCCCUUGAGCUUCUGAGCACCGAAGAUAAGAUCGGGUUGCUGGGAGAUGCCGCUGCUCUUGCAAUCUCCGGCGAGGGCAACACGCCAGCCUUGCUGGCUCUCCUAGAGGGAUUCAAGGGAGAGCAAAACUACCUUGUCUGGUCGCAGGUAUCUUCAUCGCUAGCAAACCUCCGCUCUGUUUUCUCCCAGAACGAAGCUGUGGCCGAAGGAUUGAAGAAAUUCACCAAGACUUUGGCCGCUCCGGCUGCCGAGAAACUUGGCUGGGAAUUUCGGUCUAAUGAGGACUAUCUCACCAUUCAACUCCGCAAGUUGCUUAUCGCUAUGGCUGGUAAUGCUGGCGAAGAGGGUAUCAUCGCUGAGUCUAAGAGGCGAUUCGAUCUGUGGGCCACGGGCAAAGAUACGAGUGCGGUGCACACCAAUCUUCGGUCAGUGAUUUUCAGCCUUAAUGUGUCAGAGGGCGGCCGGAAGGAAUACGAUGCUGUCAAGGAGGAAUAUCUGCGCACAGAUUCUGUUGAUGGUAAGGAGAUUUGUCUGGCUGCUAUGGGACGUACAAAGGAGCCAGCUCUUGUGCAGGACUACCUGGACUUCGUUUUCUCCGACAAGGUGGCUAUCCAGGACAUGCACAGUGGUGCAGUAUCUCUGGCUGCCAACUCCAAGGUCCGACACUUGCUAUGGGAGUACAUCAAAUCGCACUGGACCUCGGUGGAGGGCCGACUGUCCUCCAACAAUGUAGUCUUUGAGCGGUUCAUCCGCAUGGGUCUGUCCAAGUUUGCUGACCACCAGAUUGGUGAUGAUAUUGCCAAUUUCUUCCAGAGUAAAAACACUGGUUCCUAUGAGCGUGCCCUUGUUAUUAUCUCUGAUAACAUUCGUACCAACGCCUCUUACAAGGAACGGGAUCAGGCGCUGGCUCUUGAGUGGCUGCGGGCUCAUGGUUUCGCAUGA